This is a messenger RNA of Mesorhabditis spiculigera, 489 nucleotides long. The record is from the annotation of a GenBank genome assembly. Lineage: Eukaryota; Metazoa; Nematoda; Chromadorea; Rhabditida; Rhabditidae.
AUGGACAACCUACAAGAAAGUUUCCGGAUACUAUGCUACAAAAUAGCGGACGAGGCGUUCAAGUCAAAAGAUCUGCAGCGGCUGAGCAAAUCGAACGGAUGUAAGGUCGACAAGAAGACCGCCGGCGAAAUUCGCGAGCGCCAUUUGCAACAGUUUUUGACCGGCGUCAUGGACGACUUUUCGAAAACGUGCAGCGGCGAAGAGAUUGAGGCGAAGAUUGCUCGCCUUGCAGACAUCAGGGAAGAAGCUAUCGAGAGACACGGAGCUGAUGCACAAGGCUAUCGUCCGGUCGGGGACCCGAGGUUCGACACGCUGGGCAUCCAGAUGAAGUGUAAAGAAGCAUACUGUGCACGCUUACAAGAAGAAAUUGAAGCACUUGAUGAACGAAUCGUGGAAAAUAAAACCGUAAACGAGCAGAACACCCGAGUCGUCAAGCAGCUAGCCGAAAAUAUAAAGGAGCGAUUGGCGAGCAAAUCUCCUCCAACCGAC